AUGUGCAACUACCCAGAUCAAAAUUAUACAUUCAAAAUCACCACAAAACAGAGAUACUCUCUUAUCAAAAACCCUGAAAUAAUAUCUAUCAUAGAACACGCCCUAUUUGAGCAGCUUCCUUCUGAGCUGCAGCAUCCCUCUGAUGUGCACACAAUGAAAUCUUCCGUUCUAGUUUUUCCCAUCUUUGACGUUGGAGCUGGCAAAGAGCAAGAGCCUCCAAAGAAAGUCAAGUGGAAGCAGAUAAUUGAAAAUCCAAACAUGCAACCUAUUUUAUUCCCGCCAAAUGACGAAGAUAUCCUGCACAAACAGAAACACACUUUCAUUCGAAACAUCUCAGGACAGCUGGUCCUGCAGAGCCUCUCCAAGCUUGAUCCGCAGGAAAUCAAAAACGUAUUUAGCUGGAUUGCUGAGUUCUAUGUGCUCAUUGAUGAAAGCCAGGUGGCCAAGCGGGACAUCAUGCUCUUGCUGCUGGAAUGCAUACCUUCUUCGAUAAAACCGAUUAUUGCAGACACUGAUGACCAUAACGAAGCGCUGGCUAGAAUUUGUGCACAUGUUCUUAAGACAGACACGCUCAGAGACCGAAUAGUACUCGAACAGACAAAGUACAUAAAAAUACAAAACUACAGGAAGGUUCUCGAGCUAUACUAUCUCUCCUCUUCUGAAGCCGCUGCAAAGCCAGAAGAAAAGAGGAAGAAAGAGCUACACACUGCCUUUUUCAGGGGGCUUGGCGACCUAACCAAAAGAUGGAUCAGCAAGCACAAUCUGCCCAUGGACAUUGAUAUUAUAACAGGCAUAAUAACAAAAAUAGAAAACAAGUACCUGAGAUACCACCAAAGCCAUCUAAAGUCUGCAAAAUGCAAAAAAGAAGCAAAGACACAUGCAGCCAGAGGAAAUAUUUGCGAGUACAGCAUAGAGGAAAGCGGCACUGAGAUAGAGUACGAUGAAGAGUGCUAUCUUAGAAAGCUGGAAAAGCUAAUAGAAAAAGAAAGAGAAGUGGAAUACGAUGAUGACCACAGGCUGGCCCAUAUAGACAGAAAGUAUGAGAAAGAGUACAAAAAAAUUAAAGAAUUGGUAGACAGCGUGAUUCUGACAUUUGACCCUCUCAAGUGUUUUGCAGGAGGCUACUAUUUGAUGCAAAUAAAUGUAAAUGAUAAAGACCUAGUUCUGCAAGGGCCUAGCUACAAAGUGAAGAAUGAACUCGCAACUGCGGUCCAUGCUCUUCUGCAAAAUCUUCAAUUUGAAGGAAUAAUCAGACGAGUCUGCUCUGAAGCGGUCGAUGAGGUCCCUGUAUACUCUCCUGCAUACAUAAAAGAGUAUCCAGACGGAGGAAUAAAGCUGAUGGUAGACUAUUCGCGGCUGAAUAAAAUAGCGAACGAUGAAAAGUACAACUUCAUAGGAGUUUUUCCAACUCUCAGAAAAAUUCCGCCAUUUCAGAAAGUUUUUUCAAUAAUCAACCUAGGCCACCUGUACCACCAGGUAGGCAUGGAGCUAAACAGUAGAAAGUACACUGUCUUUUCCAUAUUUGGAAAUGUUUGGGAGUAUUUGCGAAUGCCAGCUGGGUUUAAAAACACGCCGGCUGCUUUCUACGAUGUUAUCACCGAUGUGCUAUCUCCUUUGAAAUGCAUUGCGCAUCUGAUGGAUGAUAUUAUCGUGUUCUCAGACAGCAUGGAAAACCACAUGGGCCAUCUGAAAAUUGUACUGGAAGUGCUGGCGAGCAGUAAGAUAACCAUUCUGGGCUCAAAAAGUAAGUUUUUUAUGAGCUCAAUCCAGUACUCAGAACACAUUGUGGAUGAAAUAGGUGUGCGCAGAGACAGUGAAUGCAUUGCACACCUGAGAAACGAAGCACCACCUGCCACAGUCCAAGAGCUCAGAUCUCUUAUUGGGCUUUUCGACCGAAAUCGGGAAUUUAUCCACGAUCUGGGCAUUUCCAUAUGUGGACUGCAUGAUAAGAUAUCUGAUGCAGAACAGACGAGCACUGAUCGCAUUGAAUGGUGUGCAGAUGCAGAGGCUUUUAGACAGAGGACACUGGCCAUGAUGGAAAGCGAGAUAGUGCUUGCAAACCCCAUAGAAGGCGCGCCAUAUCAGCUGUGCACAUACACGCCAAGUAGCAGCCUUGGUUUAGGCGUAGUUCUUAUGCAGGGCCGCAGACUAAUUGGGCUGUUCAGCCACAGACUAAAGAAAAAAACAAAUGAAUACACAGAAGAAGAAAAAGAGCUGUAUGUUAUUUUUUUGGCGCUAACACACUUUAAGUUUUUCUUUGGCGAGUCUGAGAUCUUCGUAUACACCAGGCUGAAGAACUUGGCAGGAACAGAGGACGGUAUAACCAGCAGGAUCAAAAAGUGGAGAAAUAAAAUAGAAAGGUACAAGGUGCACAUUCUGCAUUUUGAGCAGGCAGGAAAAGUUGAAAUGAUUGGCAUGGUGAAUACAUGGAUAAAUAAACCAGGCUCAAGAAAGUGCGUGCCUAUUCCAGAGAGUGAAGAUAAAAAACUGCAAAAGAUAAAGUCAGUUAGCCGAUUGGUGUGGAAAUCUCCCGUUUUAGAGUCUAUUUUUGACUCUUCUGACACUGCCCUGUAG
Nematocida minor is the source of this 2574-nucleotide messenger RNA. RefSeq lists its product as uncharacterized. Lineage: Eukaryota; Fungi; Microsporidia. The transcript has a single exon. The record is from RefSeq and is a predicted model, not a curated record. The coding region runs from base 1 to 2574 and encodes 857 amino acids.